AUGGAACUUCAUCAAGUUCUACACAUGAAAGGAGGAGAUGACAGUUCAAGCUACGCAAAAAACUCAGUAUUUCAGAAAACAGUAGCAAUGAAGUCAAGACACAUUCUUGAAAGGAACAUCAAAGAUUUAUGCAAAGGAAUUAACGUGAAAAAAUUAAUAGAUGGGAAGUGCUGGAUAAGGAUAGCUGAAUUGGGAUGUGGAUCUGGACCCAAUACAUUGUCCACCAACCAAGGUAUCAUAGAAAUCUUUGACAAGGAAUUGUACCCUAAUAAUAACCUUGAUAAUAAUUUUAGGGUUGAGGUCGAUGAGCCAGCAUUACCUUCCGUUGAGAUAUUACUGAAUGAUCUGGUAAACAACGAUUUCAACUUGAUCUUCAAGUCACUCCCUAAACUCUACGAACAACUUGAGAAGCAUGAACGCCGCCGACUGCCCGGAACAUGCUUUGUUACCGCCGUGCCCGGUUCAUUUCACGGGAGGCUAUUUCCGGACAACUCCAUCCACUUCUUCCACUCAUGUCAAAGCCUCCAUUGGUUGUCUCAGGUUCCAGCCAAACUAAUGACUGAGGACGGUUUAUCACUUAAUAAAGGAAACAUUCUCAUAGGGGAGACUAGUCCUCCGGCAGUUCAUGAUGCAUAUUUGGAACAAUUUAAAUCCGAUUUCACGACAUUUUUGCGGGUGCGUUCGAUAGAGUUGGUGUCGCAAGGAAGAAUGUUCUUCAUCUUAUCCUCGGACACCCCUGGAGAUGUCUGCUAUCUGAACCCGACACUGAAUGAUAUGGUGAAGGAAGGAAUGAUUGAAGAGAAAGCUUUGGAUGCCUUCAAUCUUCCAAUGUAUAAACCGACUCUGGAGGAAAUGAGGUGGAUCAUCGAGGAAGAAGGCUCGUUUGAAGUGAAUCGAAUCGAAACGAUUCGAUGGAACAAAGAUGAUGAUAUUAAGAACGUGGAUCCAAGUUCCCUAAGGGAAUUGCAUGCGAGGUCCGUAAGAGCUGCGUUUGGGAGCUUAAUUGGGAGCCAUUUUGGGGAUGGCAUUUUGGAUGAUCUCUUUUGCCGAUUCUCAAAGAACAUAUCUCAAUGUGCCGAGAAUUUCACCUGGAUGCAUCAUAGUUUGGCUGUUUCCCUUGUUAAAAAGGAUUAG
Molecule: messenger RNA, 1134 nt
Organism: Oldenlandia corymbosa var. corymbosa
Lineage: Eukaryota; Viridiplantae; Streptophyta; Magnoliopsida; Gentianales; Rubiaceae
Source: the annotation of a GenBank genome assembly